UUAAACGAAUCGUUCCUGCCUCUCCCUCCCGCUCCAAAACGACAAAAGAAAAUCAAUCUGGAAACGGGGAGCGGGCUCCUCGCUUCAGGCGGUGGAGUAGACACCUCCCCCCGAGGGGGGGGGAAAAAAAACGGACAGGCGGUUUAGGAGGCCGCGCUACAAACUCAAGACAAAAAAGGACCCCGCGCUAAAGAGGCGUCGCUAAGGGAGGCCGAGAAAUGGAGGUCCUGGGAGGAUGUUACGAACAGAUUCUGUUCGGGUUCUCCAUACAACCGACCGAGAACUGGGCAGUUGCUCCUGAUUUUACUCAUCAUGCACAUAGUGCUUCGCUAUCCGCAGUAGCUGUGAAUGAAAGAUAUGUAGUCACUGGGAGCAAGGAUGAAACUAUACAAAUCUAUGACAUGAAAAAGAAGGUAGAACAUGGAGCAUUGGUACAACACAAUGGCACUGUAACCUGCUUGGAAUUCUAUGGGAAUGCUCAUCUAUUGAGUGGAGCUGAAGAUGGUCUCAUAUGUAUUUGGAAUACAAAAAAAUGGGAAUGCUUGAAGUCAAUUAAAGCCCACAAGGGCCAUGUGACAUCUCUUUCUAUUCAUCCUUCUGGAAAGUUGGCUUUAUCAGUAGGAACAGACAGAACAUUAAGAACAUGGAACCUUGUAGAAGGAAGAUCUGCAUUCAUAAAAAACAUAAAACAAAAUGCUCAUCUUGUUAAAUGGUCAACAAGUGGUGAGAUAUACGUGGUGGUUAUAGCUAACAAAGUUGAUAUAUAUGACCUGGAAACAGCUUCUAUCACUGGUACCAUUGCUACAGAAAAGAGGAUAUCUUCAAUAAAGUUUAUCACUGAUUCCAUACUUGCUAUUGCAGGAGAUGACGAAUUCAUACGAUUAUUUGAUUGUGAAUCUCAAAAAUGUGUUUGUGAAUUUAAAGCUCAUGAAAACAGAAUCAAAGCACUGUACAAUUUCAAAAUGGAAGGCUUACAUAUUCUAGUAACAGCAUCAAGUGAUGGUUACAUUAAAGCGUGGAAUCUGGAUAUUGAUAAGAUUGAGAAUGCUCCAUCAUUGCUAUGUGAAGUCAAUACCAAAGCCAGGCUUACCUGCUUAGCAGUAUGGCUCAGAAAAGAUUUUGAAACAGAGCAGAUCCCGGAUGAAGCCACACCAUCUUCAUCUCAGGUACAUGAAGCAGAGCAGCUGUCACUUAAGAAAAAGAAAAAGUUUUCGACCGAUAGUACUAAAUCUUCCCAGGGAGAUGGCCAGAAAGCCGCUCUAAAAAGAAAAUCAGGAAAAACGCUGCAAAAGAAGAAGUUACAGAGAUUAAAAUAAAUAUCCAGCCAUUAUCAUAUUCCAUACUAAAUAUAUAACAAAGAACCAAUUUGUUUUUUACUUUAAGACAUUUUUAAUUUUCAGUACACUCUUGAGAAUAUUUUUUAUAUGUUAAUGUUUCUAGAAAAUAGAUAUUAUAUUUCAACAGUAACAAUAUCCAGAUCUUGUGACUAUUGUUUUUAAGUGUAAAAAUAUAAGUAUCAAUUAUCUUACAAUGUAUGUGAAAUGUCCUAUUGUUAUUUAAAUUGAUUUCCAAGUUGCUAAUAUAUUUUGAUAUUUACACCUACUUUUAGAUUUUCUUAAAAGUCUUUUCAUAGAGGCAUUAUUCAAUGUACAGCUAACAAUAUAAAUUGUUACCUUACACAUUAA
Molecule: messenger RNA, 1685 nt
Organism: Thamnophis elegans (Western terrestrial garter snake)
Lineage: Eukaryota; Metazoa; Chordata; Lepidosauria; Squamata; Natricidae
Product: p21-activated protein kinase-interacting protein 1-like
Exons: 10
Coding region: 219-1316 (365 amino acids)
Molecular function (GO): protein binding
Source: RefSeq, a predicted model, not a curated record